Molecule: messenger RNA, 2340 nt
Organism: Stegostoma tigrinum
Lineage: Eukaryota; Metazoa; Chordata; Chondrichthyes; Orectolobiformes; Stegostomatidae
Gene: arf1
Product: ADP-ribosylation factor 1
Exons: 5
Coding region: 264-809 (181 amino acids)
Biological process (GO): vesicle-mediated transport; intracellular protein transport
Cellular component (GO): plasma membrane; cytoplasm
Molecular function (GO): GTPase activity; GTP binding
Source: RefSeq, a predicted model, not a curated record
UCGGCCAUCUUAAGCCGAGGUGAGGAACUGAACUGACGUGAAAUGAAAUGACCAGGGUCGGUUGAUGAUUAAGUAACGGUUUAGUCUCCUUUCCAGUUGAAAGAACUAACGGUUUUUUUUUUGAUAAAAGAAAAGAGGCGUCGGCAACGCAGGUGGAGAAGCAAACCCGUUGUCGAGGGAUAGCGGAAAAAAAAGCUCGUGUGACCGUUCGGCCCAGGUGUAGUUUUGUUAUUAGUCCUUGAGUCUAAUCAGAAGCUUGCAUCAUGGGGUUGUCUCUUCCAACAUUCCUCAAAAAUAUUAUUGGAAAAAAGGAAAUGCGUAUUCUCAUGGUGGGUCUAGAUGCAGCUGGCAAGACCACCAUUUUGUACAAACUGAAAUUGGGUGAAAUUGUAACCACUAUUCCCACUAUAGGCUUCAAUGUAGAAACUGUGGAAUACAAGAACAUUAGUUUUACAGUGUGGGACGUGGGUGGACAGGAUAAGAUCCGUCCACUUUGGCGCCAUUACUUUCAGAAUACACAAGGUUUGAUUUUUGUGGUUGACAGUAACGAUAGGGAGAGAGUGAAUGAAGCUAAAGAAGAGUUGAUGAGAAUGCUAGCUGAAGAUGAGCUACGGGACGCUGUGUUAUUACUGUUUGCAAACAAACAGGAUUUGCCGAAUGCAAUGAAUGCUGCAGAGAUCACAGAUAAACUAGGUCUGCAUCAACUCCGUCAAAGGACCUGGUUCAUUCAGGCAACCUGUGCAACCAGUGGAGAUGGCCUGUAUGAAGGACUGGACUGGCUGUCCAGCCAGCUUAAAAGCAACAAAUAAUUAAUUUUUUCCCUUCCUCCUUCCCCUUCCUGCCUGUCCCUCCUUCCUGCUUCAUUAUGUAGUGUGGCAAACUGCUACUUUGUGGUAUUGGGUGCCAGGAACCUGCUUCAUUACAUCCAAUCACGAACUAUAACAUCAUAUUGUAUGGGUGAGAAGUGCUGACAUGAAAGGAAAUAUGUGGUUUCUUAUUUAAAAUGUGUAUAUAUCGUCCCUUUUUGUAAUGAGGCAGCUUCUUGCUACUCCUAUGCAAUAUUUACCCUCAUGGUUGUUCUUUGUUUUCCCUUCUUUUGAAGGUUAAAACUGACGUGUAAAACUGACGUGUAAAUAUUAAGUGUAGGAAAGGGAUAUACAAAUAGAUUAGAAGUGGGAGGUGUCUGUCCUCCCAAAAGUGCAUUGCACUGCAAAAUAUGUUAGCAGAUUUCACUUGUUAACUCUAGAACAAGGUUCCAAGGUGUGGGGUAUGGCUUUUUGAUGGAGGGAGGGAAGCUUGCAUGUGUCCUUACACUUGUUCAACUUGUUUUCCUCCUUGCCCACGUUUGGGAUUUUGGGAGUGAAGGACUAAUUUGAUUUUUUUUUCUUAAUUCUGACAUACAUUUUUGAAGUGAUUUAUCAGUUCCAUUUCUCUCGCACUGUCCUGCGAGUCAUUCUCAGCAGUUGCAAAAGUAUCCCUUUCCUAGACCUAUGCAGGCUGGAUUUGAAAUCAGAAUAAAAUAUUCUAACCCACCUUUCUGCCUUCUGAAUAAUUUGAAAUCCAAUUUUCAAAUAGCUUACUUUAAAAUGAGCAGAUAGCAGUUAAUUAUUUGUGUGCUGGACAUUCACAUGAAUUGCAGGUCACUUUAAAAUUAGUUUUGAUAUCAUGAAUUAUUAGGGAAGAGGAAGUCAGUGACUAUUAGCAACAAUUCUUGAACCAUUGAAGUGAAAAGACACCAUGAGCCAAGUGUCUAGUUUUAUAAUAACUUGUUUAAUUCUGGAGUUGUGCUGAUUCUUCUCUUCUGCCUCCUGGCUCACCUGAGUAACUGUAAACUGACCACAGCAUGCAGGCACCGUUGGGUCAGAUGAAAAGAACUUUUUGGCUUCUGUUAGCUUGUCCCCUUAGGUAGUGUAUACCAGAUAGCAAUGUCCAGUGAAUGCACCUAAAUCCUCUUUCCCCACCCCACCCCACCAACUUUUAGUGUUGAAACUACAUCUGAGUCAUUCCAUUUUUUGGAUGUAGAGCAAAGACCUGUUGCCAUCCGUUCCUGUUCUUUUCCCUCCUGCUGUAACAUUGAAUGUCUGGAGCUCAAGGCAAGACCCAGCCACCUGCUACAUGAAUACUGCAAGGACCUGGUUUGCCAGCAGUUUUUUUUCCCUCCUUUCCUUAGUUAAGACUGAGAAGUAUGGACAGUAAUACCUGGGUCUGAUCAGGAUGGGUUAUUGCUGUGAAGUUAAUCCUUCAUUACACACACUACUAAUCAAAUGUUUUGUAUACUUGUUUCAAUUUAUUUUGAGCACUGUAAUUAAAGCUGUUAGAAUAAAAUCUAAGAUUCCUUAA